CCCCUAUUUCUUUCCACCCGGCGGUCAACUCUGGCGUGUUUUAUUCCCCUUCGACCCGUUAGAUUGACUCUUCUUAGCCGUUCACACUUGCUUCUUUCCUUUCCACCACCUUUAAUUUUUAUGAAUUUUUCCUUCUCUUCUGCUAUCUUGGAUCAGCUAUUGUUUGUAAGGAACACACAGUUGUUUUCCCUGGCAUGGCGGAGCUGACCAUAGCAGGAUGGCUGGUGUCUCCUAUCAUCGAAGAGAUGAUUCACAAGGCCCGCUCCUACCUAGAGAACCAUCACCACCGGCGGAUGGACAUGGAGGAGGAACUCCACAGCCUCGAGACCUCCCUGACGCAGAUCCUCGCCGUCGUCGGUGCCGCCGAGAGGCGGCAGCAUGUCAAGGAUGUGACCCACCAAACACUGCUGCGCCAAAUGAAGGAUGCCAUAUACGAGGCUGAGGACGUGCUGGAUGAGUACGGCUACCUGUUCCUCAAGGCCAGAGUGGAGGGCGGAUGCAAGGUGAGCCAUCGGCUAUCCUCUUGUUCUCUUUCUUCUGGCCAAUUUUCAGUCGGACAUGGCAAAUUCAGAACCAAGUUAAGGAAUACCGUAAAGAAGUUAGAUAGGGUCAACGCCAGUGCUGAGAGGUUCCUCCAAGUGACCAGGUUAGAGAUUAGCAGUGCAAUUCAGCAGCCUGAGGUCAUGCUAUCGCGUGCCACCACCUCCUUUUUGCUUGAGAACAAAGUGUUCGGGCGAGACGAGGAACGGGAUGAAAUAAUCGGGCUGCUACUCGAGCCCGGUGACGAGCACAACUUCGUUCUUCCGGUAGUUGGUGAAGGAGGUGUUGGGAAGACUACACUCGCUCAGCUUGUCUAUAAUGAUGUACGAGUGGCGAAACAUUUUGAGUUGAGGAUGUGGAUCUGCGUCUCCGAUAGUUUCAAUGAGAUUCGGCUUACCAGGGAGAUUUUGGCGUCAGUUUCUAAUGAUGCAAUUGGCGAUUCAGCAAAUCUCAAUAAGCUCCAAGAGGAGCUUCGAACGAAGUUGAUGUCGAGGAAAUAUUUGUUGGUCUUGGAUGAUGUGUGGAAUGCUGAGAACAUGGAGGACUGGGAGAACAGGGAUAGAUGGAGGAAGCUCCUCGCCCCUUUGAGAUCUGGGGAAAGGGGAAGCAAGAUCCUGGCGACAACUAGAAUGGAAAUGGUGGUAGCGGUGUUGGGUGCUGUGGAUUCAAUCUACUUGAAGGGGUUGAGAGGUGAUGCUUAUUGGCUGCUUUUCAAGAAGCACGCCUUUGGUUGCGAGAACCCUGAUAACCAUCCAGAUUUAUUAAGAUUUGGUGAGCAAAUAGCAGAGAGGCUAAAUGGCUCACCUUUGGCUGCAAAGGUCGUGGGAGGAAUGCUGAAUGCUGAAUUGGAUAUUGGAAAAUGGAAGAAUGUUUUGAAAAGUGACAUAUGGGAUGGCAUUAUGCCUGUUUUAAGAUCGAGUUAUCAAAACCUUCCGGCACACCUGCAGCGCUGCUUUGCAUAUUGCAGUAUAUUUCCCAAGGACUGGAAGUUUGAACCAGAUAGGCUGGUCUACAUGUGGAUGGCACAGGGUUUCAUUCAGCCCCAAAGCUGCAACAUUGCGAGGAUAGAGGAUAUAGGAAGAGUCUACUUCGAUGACUUAUUGUCAAGGUCUUUCUUUCAAACACUUGAGCAAGAUGGUCGUAAAUAUUAUAUGAUGCAUGAUCUGAUGAGUGACUUGGCACAAACUGUUUCCAAGGAUGAAUGCUUUCGAAUUGAAGGUGACAUGGUAACAAAAAUUCCAUCCACCGUUUGCCAUUUGUCAAUUAACACUGAAAAUCUGCCUCAACUCACAAAUAUACGUCAACUGAAUAAGUUGCGCACCUUAGUUUUCUUCUAUAAUGAUCACAACAUUCACCGUGAUCUGCUCAAAGAGUUGAAAAGCAUCCGUGUGUUGGAUUUAACUGGUUGUGAUGUGGAAAAACUGCCAGAAGAUAUUGAUCAUUUAAUUCAUCUGCGUUACCUAGCUCUUUGUGACACACUCAGAACAUUGCCUGCAUCACUGUGCAAGCUUUACCAUCUGCAGGUGUUAAGCACAUCUAGAUGGUGCUGGCUUGGUCAAUUUCCAGAAAGUAUGAACAAGCUGAUCAGCUUACGGCAUCUUAAUGUUCAUAGUAAAUAUGCAGCUCUGAUUUCUGGAAUUGGAAAACUUACCUGUCUUCAGGAAUUAGCUGAAUUCCAUGUUAGAGAAAGAAAGGGAUACAAAAUUGGAGAGCUGAAGGACAUGAAUGAACUUCGAGGAUCACUCGACAUAAGAAAUCUUCAGAAUGUUAAAAGUAAGGCAGAGGCUGUUGAGGCCAAGUUGAACCGAAAAAUGUAUAUUACGGCAUUGCGGUUAGAGUGGGGUACCUCUGGAAAGACUAGAAGGCAUGAUGUAGAAGUACUUGAAGGCCUCCAGCCAAAUGCCAAUCUCGAGGAACUGGAUAUCGUAAGCUACAAGGGCAUCAGAUCUCCAUGUUGGCUGGAGGCAAUCUGGCUCUGCAACCUCAAAUCUCUCUCCCUAAUCAACUGUGAGGGGUUGAAAUCCCUCCCUCCUCUUGGACAGCUUCCUGGCCUCAAAUUUCUCAAAAUUAUUGGAAUGCAUGCAGUAAAACGAGUUGGUUGUGAAUUCUAUGGUCAUGGCACUGUAAGAGGAUUCCCAUCAUUGGAGCAUAUACAGUUUGUGAACAUGUCGAAGUGGGUAGAGUGGUCUGAAAUAGAGGACUCCCAAAUGUUUCCUUGUCUCCGUGAACUCAAGAUUAAGAAUUGCCCGAAGCUGUUGAAAUUACCCACCUUCCCUCCUAACUUAAUGAAUAUAUCCAUAAGAGAUGUGGGACCAAUUCAUAAUUUAGAUUUCUGCCCGUUGUCAUCACCACUGCAAACCCUUUUAAGCCUGACUAUAUGUAGCUCCACCAUGCUACUUGAUGACUACCUUCACUGCCACCACUUCAGGGAUGUUGAGGUGUUGAACUUGGACAUGUGUCAUCAAGGGACUCUGUCUGCCGUAGAGUUUCGAGAAUUCACCUCUAUCCAAAGACUCAGAGUAUCUUUCUGUCCCAAUUUACUUGAAUCCAUGAUGACAGAGAAGGAGAGUUGCUGUAGCAUCUUGCCCUCAUCACUUGUAUAUCUUGAUAUCCUUCAGUGUGGAAUCACUGAUGAGUCACUGUCAAAAUGGAUGCAGAACCUCACCUCUCUUUGCACUUUGGAGAUUGGAGGUUGUCCCUUCAUAAUUUCCCUUCCCUCCAGGAAUGUAUUGUGCCACCUGACUGCACUCCGACAGAUGCAUAUCGCAGAUUGCAAAGAAUUGAUCUCACUGGCUGGGUUGCAUGCCGUUUCCUCCCUCAGAACCUUGAGAAUAGUUGGUUGUCCCAAGCUUUUAUCAUCAUCCAUGAUCCAAGGGGUGGAGGACAAUUGCAAUAGCAUUCUACCAUCAUCGCUCGUACGUCUUGCAAUCGAGUCAUGUGGCCUUGUUGAUAUCUCAUUGUCAAACUGCCUGAGGAACCUGACCUCUCUUGCCACCUUGAAGAUUAAAGGCUGUCUCCAAAUAACAUCCCUUCCCUCGGCGCAGGUACUGUGCCACCUGACUGCACUCCAGCAGGUGAGUAUUGGAGAAUGUCCAUUGCUGACAUCACUGGCUGGCUUGCAUGAGCUUUCUUCCCUUAGAACACUCAGAAUAUUUCUCUGUCCUACUCUUCUGGAGUCCAUGACCCCAGGCGAAGGAGAUAGCUGUGGCAUCCUGCCCUCGUCACUUGAAUAUCUGGAAAUCAACUCAUGUGGUAUCAUUGAUGAGUCACUGUCCAGAUGUCUGCAGAACCUCAUCUCCCUCUCCACCUUGAACAUAGAAGGCUGUCACGGCAUUACAUCCCUUCCCCCAGCAAACGUGUUGCGCCACUUGACCUUGCUCCAAAAAUUGCAUGUUGAGGACUGUAAAGAGUUAUCAUCAGCAGCAGCAGGCUUAUCAGCCCUUGUCUCCCUCAGAGACUUGAAUAUUGAACGCUGCCCCAAGCUUGAUUCAAUGGCCCUACUUCAUGAUGUGAAAAACCUUUCCUCCCUCAAGGAAUUGAAUGUAAUGGAUGGAUCAGAAAUUCAGUUGCUUCCUGAUGAUGGCCUGCCUGCUUCACUUGAAUAUUUCAGUUUGUUGGGAUGCCAUCCAGAAUUGAAGGCACAGCUGCGUAAAAAGAAAGGCCCCGAGUGGGAUAAGAUUGCUCACAUCUCUCAAAUAUUUUACUGAUUCAUCUGAACUCUGCUAGAGAUGGUUGUGCUAUUCUCCAACCUCAUCCACUGAUACAUUUGUUGCUUAGAGGUGUAAGCAUGAGGAUGAUGAUCCUGAAAUAGCAGAAAAGUGGGAAAUUGGCUACGAUUGGGGAUCAAAUGCAUAUCAAGAUCAAGACAUUUCAGUAGAUUGUUAUCAAAGAUAUAAUGAAUCCGGUGAAUGGACUGAGCUUUCGUUGGGUGAAACAACAGCAGAGUAUGCGUACGAGAAAAGUUGAAUAAAGAUUCAUCCAACCCUUUUCAAAUAUAUAACAAAUCAUCAUCAAAUGAACUAUGCUGAAGUUUGCAAAAUUUUCAACUCUUCCUAAAGUUCUCAAAAUAUUGAGUGUUCGGACAAAGACUGAAGGAUUUGUAAUUUCAGAAGGUGACAAAUAAUAUAUGCCUCCAACUCUAUUAAAUAAUUAUAAGAAGAUGAAGAGACAGAGGUGUCGAUCUUCUUGCAGUCUCUUCGGUUAUAGUGUUUACCAAAUUUCAAAUUUGUUGUAAUAAAAAUGAUAGGUUGGCAGACAUAUAGUGAUAUUGUUCAUUUAUUUGUCGACGGAGAUUUCUGUGCACUUGAGCUCUUAGGCAUCAACACAUGUGAACUCAAGUAUGAAUUAUACUAAUCGGCUGUUUGUGCACAUCAAUAACAAGUUAGCACUGAGAGGUGUUUCGUU
Molecule: messenger RNA, 4944 nt
Organism: Phoenix dactylifera (date palm)
Lineage: Eukaryota; Viridiplantae; Streptophyta; Magnoliopsida; Arecales; Arecaceae
Source: RefSeq, a predicted model, not a curated record